GCUAUUUCCGCUUUAAUUGAUAGAAUUCCCAAUGAAGAUAGUCUGUCUUGGCUCAUCAUACUUCUCAACUAGGUCUUAAUCAAUUUUAACUGGAACUGUGAGCAUGACUCUGAUUACUACAUAAACAUUCGGAUAUACUUCCUCUAUACUAUUUUCUUUAAUAUACCAGACGAGUUCAUCUCAACUAGAUCUUAAUCAAUUUUAACUGGAACUGUGAGCAUGACUCUGAUUACUAUAUAAACAUUCGGAUAUACUUCCUCUAUACUAUUUUCUUUAAUAUACCAGACGAGUUCUUCUCAACUAGGUCUUAAUCAAUUUGAACUGGAACUAUGAGCAUGACUCUGAUUACAAUAUAAACAUUCGGAUAUACUUUCUCUAAAUUAUUUUCUUUAAUAUACCAAACGAGUUCUUUCGAGUAAUGACAAUUAUAAUAAUUAUUGUAAUGGGGUUUCAGCAGUCCUUAGAAAUCCAGUUGGAUUUACAAAUAAUUUACAUUUACAUUUGUAAAGAUAAAACUUUAACUGCAAACAUGAACGAUGAUUAGUCGGUUGAUUUAACUCUUUGUAUUAUAACUUAAACUCAGCCGUCGUUGGCACUAUAACAACGAUUAGGUUGCCAGUAAUCUCAAGAAGUUAGAAUGCAUUUAGACUGAAUACCGCAUUGCGAUAGAUUAUUGCAGUUAUUAGUAGCUACUAUGCGCACACCACAAUCUAGCGGGAAAAUAAAAAAUUAUUUAAAUUAAUAUUUAAAAAUAUUUUUUAAAUAAAUAAAUAUUCUCUCGCCGCAAACAAGAGCAGUAAAUUUAUGAAAGUAAUUUUGUUCACUGCAUUUUUAUAAAUGCAAAUAUCUCAAUAAUUGAAUUUGAACCCUUAGCUAACCAAGGAAAUGAGAUGCUGAUUAUAGAGAGUCAGAAUCACUCGUAUUUGUUUAGAAAAAGUACCACAAUAUGUAAACAUAGAUAACACUCUCUCCUAAAAAAAAUUGAGUUUUGAGAUAAGGCAAACAUAGUUUUUUUCUUAUAGCAAGCAUUCACAUAGAAAAAUAAUUUAGUUAUUAUAGAAAUUUUCUACAAGAAAGACGCACUAGAAGAACAAAAAAGCGAUUUAUACAACUGAAAUAAUGAGAAAUUGUUAUCAGUUUGUUUUAAGUGUACUCAUAUUAUGCUCUGUUACCACGGAGAUAUUAUGUUUGGCACGUGUGGAUAACUGGGGCUCACAGAGCCGUCCUAAUGCAACUCAACCUCAGUGGAAUGCUUAUAAUCCACAUAACGCUCCAACUCCAAAUCCUAUUCCAGGUUGGCAACUAAAAGGUAAUAAUUUUAAUGGUAGCAGUAAUACUUUUCAACAAAACUGGCCAAAUUUACAUACAUUGAACGCAACAAGACCUCCCGUUCGACCCACGCCUUGGCAAAAUCAAUACAACAAUACCAGACAUAAUUACGGACCCGCCUGGUCUAAUUCAAAUUCGUCACAACGCUUACCAAAUAAUACUUGGAGUGGUAACAAUCACGGACAAAACAGCUGGCAUAGUCCAAACAAUACAAGAGGCCCUAAUAAUUUUGGACAAAACUGGCCAAAUCCAUCGCAACGUCCACCAAAUAAUACUUGGAGUGGCAAUAAUUUUGGUCAAAACAGCUGGCAAAAAACAAACAAUACAAGAGGUCCUAAUAGUUUCGGUCAAAACUGGCCAAAUGCAUCACAACGUCCAUCAAAUAACACUUGGAGCGGACAAAAUGGCUGGCAAAAUCCAAACAAUACGAGAGGGCCUAAUAGUUUCGGUCAGAAUUGGCCAAAUCCAUCACAACGUCCAUCAAAUAAUACUUGGAGUGGCAAUAAUUUUGGUCAAAACAGCUGGCAAAAUGCAAACAAUACGAGAGGGUCUAAUAAUUUCGGUCAAAACUGGCCAAAUCCAUCACAGCGUCCAUCAAAUAAUACCUGGAGCGGUAAUAAUUUUGGUCAAAAUAAUUGGCAGAAUACAAACAACACGAGAGGACCUAAUAAUUUCGGUCAGAACUGGCCAAAUCCAUCGCAACGUCCACCAAACAAUACGUGGAGCGGUAAUAAUUUUGGUCAAAAUAGCUGGCAGAAUACAAAUAAUACACGAGGGCCAAAUAGUUUCGGUCAGAACUGGCCGAAUCCAUCACAAGGUCCUUUGAAUAACACAUGGGGUGGCAACAGUCAUGGACAAAAUAAUUGGCAAAACCCAUCCAAUCCACUUAACCAUACACGGGGUGGUAAUAGUUUUCCACAAAAUAAUUGGUUAAAUCCAACACAACGUCCACUUAACAAUACAUGGGGUGGUAAUAAUUUCCCACAAGGUAAUUGGCAGAACCCAUCACAACGCCCACAAAAUAAUACCUUGCCUUCAUGGGAUAAACAAUCCGGCAAUGACAACGGAAUUAAAGGUCAGGGAAACUCUGUACCUCUGGCACCAAUUGGAGGCGUAAAUGGUUGGAAUCCUGGAAGUAGUUCAGUGAACAAUGGCAAUGCAGGUGUUCCUUUGGCACCAAUUGGAGGCGUAAAUGGUUGGAAUCCUGGAAGUAGUUCAGUAAAUAAUGGUAAUGCAGGUGCUCCUUUGGCACCAAUUGGAGGCGUAAAUGGUUGGAAUUCUGGAAGUAAUUCAAUAAACAAUGGUAAUGCAGGUGCUCCUUUGGCACCACUCAAUGGUGGUACUGGAAAUCCAUCAGCUUUAAGUUAUGGAAACGGUCAGCCGAAUAAACAAAACCCUGGUAGCAACACAAAUCCUUAUAUAAACAUUUUCAAUUGAUUUUUAAACAUUUUAAAAUUAAAUAUGGUAUAUAUAAUUUGUUUACAAUUUAAAUAAAUUAAGGUGUCACUUGAAUUAUAUCUCUACAUAUACAAUUGUUAAGCACCUACAUUUAAAUAAA
This is a messenger RNA of Teleopsis dalmanni, 2887 nucleotides long. RefSeq names its product bifunctional endo-1,4-beta-xylanase XylA-like. The transcript has 2 exons. Bases 1120 to 2766 code for a protein of 548 amino acids. NCBI's taxonomy places the organism in Eukaryota, Metazoa, Arthropoda, Insecta, Diptera, Diopsidae. The record is from RefSeq and is a predicted model, not a curated record.